CAAAAAUAGGUCUCACAGAAAAUAAGCGAGCGUGCACCGACAAGGAUGAAGUCUGCACAAAGGCGAUCAUAGUUACUGCCAAACUCAAUCCAGUAACUCGAAGUACUGUAGCACAACUUGUUGGUACUUUUUGUACCUGGGGACCGAGAGGCAGAUUCCCUUCUGGGAAAUGAGAGUCGGCCAUCCGGAGACGAUUUUGUGAGACUGCAGACGCGAGAAACUUUUUGCUGCCGGGAGAGACACCCGAAAAACCAGAUCGACCACCUCACCAAUACGUGAGUGGGUGGGAGUCGAGGCAGGUCUGAGAGUAGAGAAAAAGGAGGUGAGCGCUUGUAGUUUCACACACAGCCCAAUUGUGCAACUCGUCCUGAUCGCCUGAUCGCCUGAUCGCCCGAUCGCCCGAUCGCCUUUGCUCUUUGUGCACAGAUUGAGCUGAGAGCUGCUUCUACUUCAUUUGGGAACUAUGGCUCAAGCAGUUACUUUGCAGGCUGCCUUGAGCGUGCCCAGCCAUGCCGCUGUGUCAGUGUCCAGCACGAAAUUCUGCAGCAGAACUUCUUGCAAGGUGAAAGCAGGCUCUCGAUUCGAUGCCGAGGCACGCUCGUUCUUCUCUGGUGACGCACUCUCCCCCUUCUCGACACCAUUGCCGAGACAAAGAACCAAAAGUUUCAGGGCUGGCGUCGUUAGAGCUUCAACAAAAGUGUCCAAGGUGAAGGUCCCGCUGGAAUUAGAAGAGGCGAAGGAGCCACCAUUGAACCUGUGGAAAAACAAGGCUCCAUACAAAGGAGUAAUCAAGUCAGUGGAGAGAAUUGUUGGCCCUAAUGCAACUGGCGAAACUUGCCACAUCGUUAUUGACCAUGACGGCAAUGUACCAUACUGGGAGGGUCAGAGCUACGGGAUUAUUGCCCCCGGAGAGAACCCCAAGAAGCCGGGAACACCCAAUACAGUGCGCCUGUACUCUAUCGCAUCCACAAGAUACGGAGACAACUUUGAUGGUAAAACAACGAGUCUUUGUGUCAGGAGAGCCGUGUACUGGGACCCCGAGACUCAGAAAGAAGAUCCAGCAAAGAAGGGCGUCUGCAGUAACUUUCUUUGCGAUGCCAAGCCCGGUGAUGAGGUUCAGAUAACAGGGCCAUCUGGAAAGGUGUUGCUUUUACCAGAGGAGGACCCAAAUGCAGUACAUAUCAUGGUUGCCACAGGAACAGGAAUUGCUCCUUACAGAGCAUACCUCCGAAGGAUGUUCAUGGAGGAUGUUCCCAACUUCCAGUUCGGAGGUCUUGCUUGGCUCUUCCUUGGAGUUGCCAACACAGACAGCUUGCUCUAUCAUGAUGAGUUCAGCUCCUACAAAGAGCAGUACCCUGAGAACUUUAGGUACGAUUUAGCUCUGAGUCGUGAGCAAAAGAAUCAGAGGGGUGGAAAAAUGUACGUACAAGACAAGAUUGAGGAGUACAGCUCUGAGCUGUUCGACCUUCUGGACAAGGGUGCCCAUAUCUACUUUUGUGGUUUAAGAGGCAUGAUGCCCGGUAUCCAAGACACCUUGAAGAGGGUUGCCGAGGAGCAGGGCAUUGUUUGGGAGGAAAAACUCUCUCAGUUGAAGAAGAACAAGCAGUGGCACGUUGAGGUUUACUAAGGAGGUCAUGCUCGAAUUUUUGCGAUUUUAUUGUGAUGUCGGGUAGAGACCGUCACUUGUAGAUGAAAAGCCAUACCAAAAGCAUUCGAGUCUGGAUAUUCGGCUCAUCCUGGUUGGCUGAGGAUUAAUUGGAUAGGCUAAGACAUGAGUUAUUACUUCUCGGACAAGCGUUCAAAAUUCGGGCUAGAUGCGAUUCAUGGUCAAACACAUGUAUCUAGUUCAACAGUUUCUACCCUCUUCUAUCUGCUGUCUCCCACUGGUGCUCACAGAAGUAUUACGAGCUUGGGUGCCUCGCAGAUGCAGCAGUUGAGUCAAGAAGACCUCAAUCAGCCGAAUCAUCAGUAUUCUGCCAUAUCUCAAAUCAAAUAUCUCCAGUCAGGGUUCCGAACGCAUCCGGAGCUAGUAUAUUCUAGAAUGGGAAAUUCAAUGUGCAUAUGAUGUGUAAUUGGUGGUGGGGAUGUUUUGUAGAUGGUAAAGGGCAAAUUCACAUUCCCUUUUUGCACUCCACUUCAGUAAAGCAGUUGUCAUUGCUACAGAAAAUUGUGGCUGAAGUAGAACGUAAUAUUCACAUGUAGCUCAAUUGGAGGCUAAUUUUUCGAGAAUGUAACAGCCGUCGGUUUAGCAUUUAAUAACAUUUGAGAAAGUCUUGGUUGUCGGUCGGUGAUAGAUGUUGUAAUUAGUUGACAGGCGGAAGCCGCUUUGCUCAUUCAGUCGGGGUGUAAAUGGUUCUGAGCUUAAUAAAUUACCAUCUGCG
Molecule: messenger RNA, 2381 nt
Organism: Marchantia polymorpha subsp. ruderalis
Lineage: Eukaryota; Viridiplantae; Streptophyta; Marchantiopsida; Marchantiales; Marchantiaceae
Source: the annotation of a GenBank genome assembly